CCGUGGAGGAGCCCAAAAUAGCCCCGGGCUCACCUGGAGGGGGGCGGGGGGCCGGGGCUGCCGCCUGCCCUCAUCCCACUGCUCCAUAUUAAUGAGCCCCUUCCUCCUCCUCCUCCUCCUCCUCCUCCCCCCGUCCCUCCCGGUGUCCGGCGGUGCCGAACCCGAGCUCAGCGACACGAGCCCACCCGCGCUCGGCUCCGGCCGCCCUCGCCAUGGCCGGGGGUCCCUCGGUGUUCCAGCUCUGGCUCGUGCUCCAAACCUGCUGUCUCUGCCUGGCCCAGCUCCGAGGGCCGCCGGGCCAGCCUGGCCCGAGAGGGCCCCCCGGUCCCCCAGGAGUGCCGGGAGCGGACGGGAUUGACGGUGACAAAGGCCCUGCUGGAGCCCCGGGCUCCCCGGGUGUCAAGGGGGACCCCGGAGCCCCCGGCCCCGAUGGACCCCCAGGGAAGCCGGGCAUCGACGGCCUGACGGGAGCAAAAGGGGAGCCAGGACCCAUCGGAGCACCAGGAAUUAAAGGCCAGCCUGGACUUCCAGGGCCUCCAGGGCUCCCUGGCCCUUCUCUGCCAGGACCACCCGGGCUUCCAGGCCAAGUGGGGCUUCCUGGAGAGAUUGGGGUGCUGGGACCCAAGGGUGACCCUGGACCCGACGGCCCCCGGGGCCCCCCAGGCCCUCCAGGGAAACCCGGCCUCCCGGGACACAUCCAAGGAUUGGAGGAAGGCAGCGCUUUUCUGUGCCCGACCAGCUGCCCCCCAGGUCCCAAGGGCCCCCAGGGACUGCAGGGACUGAAGGGACACAGAGGCCGCCCCGGUGCCCUCGGGGAGCCCGGCAGGCAGGGGGGGCAGGGCCCCAAGGGCGACAUCGGUGCCUCUGGAGAACAAGGAGUCCCCGGUCCUCCGGGACCUCAGGGCCCCAGGGGGUACCCUGGGAUGGCAGGACCCAAGGGCGAGAUGGGCCCUGCUGGGUACAAGGGCAUGGUGGGGUCCGUGGGAGCGGCCGGGCGGCCGGGCAGGGAAGGCCCCAAGGGACCGCCCGGGGACCCCGGUGAGAAGGGAGAGCUGGGUGGCCGUGGCAUCAGGGGACCUCAGGGAGACAUCGGCCCCAAGGGGGAGAAUGGCCUGCCUGGCAUCGAUGGCAAGGAUGGCACCCCGGGUAUCCCGGGGGUGAAGGGCAGUGUGGGACAGGCCGGACGCCCGGGAGCGCCGGGACACCGGGGACAAGCUGGCUUGCCAGGCCAGCCGGGAAGCAAAGGUGGCCCGGGAGACAAGGGUGAAGUGGGUGCCCGUGGCCAGCCUGGUGUCACCGGUGCCCCAGGGCAGCUUGGGGAGCCCGGCCCUCGGGGCGAGCAGGGCCCAGAGGGUGUCCCUGGGCUGAAGGGCGACCGGGGCGAGCGUGGCCUCGUGGGGCCCCCGGGGGAGCAGGGCAGAGUG
Molecule: messenger RNA, 1424 nt
Organism: Neopelma chrysocephalum (saffron-crested tyrant-manakin)
Lineage: Eukaryota; Metazoa; Chordata; Aves; Passeriformes; Pipridae
Product: collagen alpha-2(IX) chain-like
Exons: 23
Source: RefSeq, a predicted model, not a curated record